Messenger RNA from Rhizoctonia solani, 435 nucleotides. RefSeq names its product Core histone H2A/H2B/H3/H4. Bases 1 to 435 code for a protein of 144 amino acids. Gene Ontology annotation, molecular function: protein heterodimerization activity; DNA binding; structural constituent of chromatin. The transcript is spliced from 5 exons. The record is from RefSeq and is a predicted model, not a curated record. Lineage: Eukaryota; Fungi; Basidiomycota; Agaricomycetes; Cantharellales; Ceratobasidiaceae. Gene Ontology annotation, cellular component: nucleosome.
AUGUCUGGCAAGGGUGGAAAAUCUGGUGCUAAGGGCGGCAAGGCCGGCUCCUCCGAGGCCAAAACUCAAUCCCGCUCGGCCAAGGCCGGUCUCCAGUUCCCUGUCGGUCGUAUCCACAGGAUGUUGAAGAAGGGUAAUUACGCUCAACGUGUCGGUGCUGGUGCACCUGUUUAUCUGGCUGCUGUGCUCGAGUACCUUGCCGCUGAAAUCCUCGAAUUGGCUGGCAAUGCUGCUCGCGAUAACAAAAAGGCGCGUAUUGUGCCUCGCCACUUGCAACUCGCUAUCAAGAACGAUGAGGAAUUAAACAAGCUCUUGGGUCACGUUAUUAUCAGCCAGGGUGGUGUUGUUCCUUACAUUCCUCCCGAGCUCCUCCCCAACAAGACUACCAAGCCCGGCGACAAGAAAGGAGUUCCAGGCCAGUCUCAGGACCUCUAA